Messenger RNA from Elephantulus edwardii (Cape elephant shrew), 1300 nucleotides. RefSeq names its product ring finger protein 128, E3 ubiquitin protein ligase (gene RNF128). Lineage: Eukaryota; Metazoa; Chordata; Mammalia; Macroscelidea; Macroscelididae. The transcript has 7 exons. The coding region runs from base 5 to 1300 and encodes 431 amino acids. The record is from RefSeq and is a predicted model, not a curated record.
CGCCAUGGGACCGCCGCCUGCGCCCCAGGUCUCCUGCCGCACUGGCUGCGGCUCUUCCCAGCUACUAGCGUGGUGCUUCCUGCUGUCUCUGAGUCUGCACGUCCCCGGCUCCCGGGGUGCUGAAGCUGUGUGGACCGCUUACCUAAAUGUGUCCUGGCGGGUGCCGCACACCGGAGCCAACCGCACGGUGUGGGAGCUGAGCGAGGAGGGCGUGUAUGGCCAAGACUCGCCGCUUGAGCCUGUGGCUGGAGUCCUAGUUCCGCCCGACGGUCCCGGAGCGCUCAAUGCCUGCAACCCGCAGACGAAUUUCACCGUGCCCACCGUCCCAGGGGACUGGGGGAGUACUGUGCAAGUGUCCUGGCUGGCCCUUAUCCAGCGCGGCGGGGGCUGCACCUUUGCUGACAAAAUCCAUCUGGCUUACGAGAGAGGGGCUUCAGGAGCCGUCAUCUUUAACUUCCCAGGGACCCGCAAUGAGGUCAUCCCCAUGUCUCACCCGGGUGCAGGAGAGAUUGUUGCAAUAAUGAUUGGCAAUCUGAAAGGCACAAAAAUUCUACAGUCUAUCCAAAAUGGCAUCCAAGUCACAAUGGUCAUCGAAGUAGGAAAAAAGCAUGGCCCGUGGGUGAAUCAUUACUCAAUUUUCUUCGUCUCUGUAUCAUUUUUUAUAAUUACAGCAGCAACUGUGGGCUACUUUAUCUUUUAUUCUGCUCGAAGAUUAAGGAAUGCAAGAGCUCAAAGCAGAAAGCAGAGACAAUUAAAGGCAGAUGCAAAAAAAGCUAUUGGAAGACUUCAGCUUCGCACACUGAAACAAGGAGAUAAGGAAAUAGGCCCUGAUGGAGAUAGUUGUGCUGUGUGUAUUGAACUGUAUAAACCAAAUGAUUUGGUGCGAAUCUUAACCUGCAACCAUAUUUUCCACAAGACAUGUGUUGACCCAUGGCUGUUAGAACACAGAACUUGCCCCAUGUGCAAAUGUGACAUACUCAAAGCUUUGGGAAUUGAGGUGGAUGUUGAAGAUGGAUCAUUGUCUUUGCAAGCCCCUGUAUCCAAUGAAACAUCCAAUAGUGUCUCUCCACAUGAAGAGGAUAAUCGCAGUGAGACUGCAUCAUCUGGAUAUGCUUCAGUACAGGGAGCAGAUGAACCACCUAUGGAAGAGCAUGUACAGUCAGCAAAUGAAAACCUGCAGCUGGUAAACCAUGAAGCAAGUUCUGUGACAGUGGAUGUUGUUCCUCAUGUUGACAACCCAACCUUUGAAGAAGAUGAAACUCCCCAUCAGGAGACUGCUGUUCGAGAAAUUAAAUCAUAA